AACAAAAGAAAUACACACCUCGGGGCCAUCACAUCACAAUCAUCCUCAUUUGCUUUGCUCCGACUUUCUUAAAAAAGGUUAAAGAAAGAAAGUAGCGACAGCAAAGCAAAAACCAAAUCAAACCCAAUUUCGCCUUUUUCAUCUUCUUCCAGACGGAAUAUCCAAUUGUUCCUUCACAAGGCCCAUUCGCAGAACCAGAAAAAGGCCACGACUUUGAAGAAAAUUCAUCUGGCAAAUUGAAAAAAAUAUCGAGAUUGGCUCAAAGAAUUUAAGAAUUAAAAUAUGGGUCUCUUCAGGGAGAGACUCUCGUCAUUCUUCAAUAAUCGAUGGCUGGUGUUUGUGGCUGCAAUGUGGAUACAAUCUUGUGCCGGAAUUGGAUAUUUGUUCGGCAGCAUAUCGCCGACUAUAAAGAGCUCUUUGAAUUAUAAUCAGAGGCAGGUCGCGAGGUUGGGGGUGGCUAAGGAUUUGGGCGACAGCGUUGGGUUUUUGGCCGGCAGUUUAUCGGAGAUUUUGCCGUUGUGGGCCGCUCUUUUAGUUGGGGCUAUUCAGAAUUUUAUUGGGUACGGUUGGGUUUGGCUUGUCGUCACGGGGAAAGCCCCGGUCUUGCCAUUAUGGGCUAUGUGCGUUCUCAUCUUCAUCGGCACAAACGGCGAGACCUACUUCAACACGGCCGCGCUCGUCUCGUGCGUGCAGAACUUCCCCAAGAGCCGCGGGCCCGUCGUCGGCAUCCUCAAGGGCUUCGCGGGCCUCGGCGGAGCCAUCCUAACCCAAGUAUACGCAGUCAUGCACUCCUCCCCAGACCACGCUUCCCUCAUAUACAUGGUCGCCGUGGGGCCCACGAUGGUGGUCAUCGCCCUCAUGUUCGUCGUCCGUCCAGUCGGCGGCCACAAGCAGAUCCGGCCCUCGGACAGCCUCAGCUUCUCAAUAAUCUACGGCGUGUGUCUCGUCCUCGCUUCAUACCUCAUGGGCGUCAUGCUCGUCGAGGACAUGGUCGACUUGAACCGAACAGUCGUCAAGAUUUUCACGAUUGUUUUGUUCGUCAUUUUGCUCGCCCCUGUGGUCAUCCCCGUCUCGUUGACUUUUUUCGGCGGGUCAAGGACGAGGGCUUCCCCUUUGGAGGAGUCUCUCUUGGGAGAUGAUGACUCGGUGAAGAAUGGCUCAGGGGAGGAUGUGAUAUUUAGUGAGAUGGAAGAUGAGAAGCCGAGGGAAGUGGAUUUGCUGCCAGCUGGCGAGAGGCAGAAGAGGAUUGCACGGCUGCAGGCGAGGCUGGCUCAGGCGGCGGCGGAAGGGGCGGUGAGGAUUAAGAAGAGGCGGCCGCAUAGAGGGGAGGACUUCACGUUGGGGGAGGCGUUGAUUAAGGCGGAUUUUUGGCUGAUAUUUUUCUCGCUGCUGUUGGGGUCGGGGUCGGGUUUGACGGUGAUUGAUAACUUGGGGCAGAUGAGCCAGUCGUUGGGUUAUGAUAAUACGCACGUGUUUGUGUCGAUGAUUAGCAUUUGGAACUUUCUUGGCCGUGUGGGUGGUGGCUACUUCUCUGAGAAAAUAGUGAGGGACUACGCAUAUCCAAGGCCGGUGGCAAUGGCCGCAGCCCAAGCAAUAAUGGCAAUCGGGCAUUUCUUCUUUGCCAUGGGCUGGCCAGGGGCAAUGUACUUGGGUACACUCCUUGUCGGGCUGGGCUACGGUUCCCACUGGGCCAUUGUGCCAGCUGCUGCCUCAGAACUGUUUGGGUUGAAAAAAUUCGGUGCUUUAUACAAUUUCCUAACCUUAGCAAACCCAGCAGGCUCGUUGGUCUUCUCGGGCCUUAUUGCCAGCAGCAUUUACGACCGGGAGGCUGAAAAACAGGCCCAAGGGCACAAUCACGGGCAACGAAGUCUAUUUUCUUCCUUUUCAGGUUUUGUUUUUGCCGAGGAUCCUAUGAAGUGUGAAGGGGCCGUUUGCUUCUUCUUGACUUCAAUGAUCAUGUCUGGUCUUUGCAUCAUAGCAGUUGUUUUGAGCAUGAUUCUCGUGCAACGGACUAAGCCUGUCUAUGCCCACCUCUAUGGAAGGUCUCCGAGGUAAACUUUUACCUGUUAAAUGAUGGUUUGUGUCAAAAUGGGGUUUUUGCGGUUUAUUGUGCGAGUGAAAGGGUUCUUUUGUGUUGGAUUUUUUUUAGACAAGCCAUCGGUUUUAUAUUAUGUUUGGGUGAAGAAGUUAUGAGAGUUUGGGACAGAUGUUUUCCAUAUAUAUACAUGGUAGGGAGAAAGAUGACGAUCUUGAUGAUUGUCGAUUAUAUUUAUUUCGUUUUAAAGAACUGUCUUGAGCUCGAGUGUAAUUGGUCGAUGUUUGUAUCGGUUCGGUUUUAGAUGUUUUUUGAACUCAAUGAAAUUCUUUUUGGUACUCUGUGGACAAGUUGCUUAAGGAGUUUCUUAAGCUGUUGUUGUACUCUCCUUGUGAAACAUCUUUUUCUUUUUUUAUUCUGUGCUGCCUAUCUUUUCAAUUUCUUAUGUUACUAUGCUUCAAUAAAAU
Molecule: messenger RNA, 2502 nt
Organism: Striga asiatica
Lineage: Eukaryota; Viridiplantae; Streptophyta; Magnoliopsida; Lamiales; Orobanchaceae
Source: the annotation of a GenBank genome assembly